Molecule: messenger RNA, 1634 nt
Organism: Achroia grisella
Lineage: Eukaryota; Metazoa; Arthropoda; Insecta; Lepidoptera; Pyralidae
Product: homeobox protein Hox-B5a
Exons: 2
Coding region: 19-1380 (453 amino acids)
Biological process (GO): negative regulation of transcription by RNA polymerase II; anterior/posterior pattern specification
Cellular component (GO): nucleus
Molecular function (GO): RNA polymerase II cis-regulatory region sequence-specific DNA binding; DNA-binding transcription factor activity, RNA polymerase II-specific
Source: RefSeq, a predicted model, not a curated record
GAAAUCAGUGACUUGACUAUGUCGUCGAUAGCAGCAAGUAAUCGUGCUAGUGAAAUGUGGAACAAUAGUGUCGAAGUGAACAAUCAGAGUAGUAGACAAAAACAUUAUAGUUAUAAACCUUACCCAGUGGUAUCCCCCAGUGGUUAUAAUUAUCAAAACAACUUUUACCCACAAAAUUGUAAUUAUUCCAAUUCGUUCGGUGGUAGUUAUGGCGCUAAAGUUUACGGUAAUAAUAACCAACAGAGUAACGCUGUGGUGAAAACGGAACCAGGUAAUUGGCCUAAUUAUCCAAUAAAUUACAUGAAUGACAAUAAUACAAACUUGGAAAUGGUAAACAGAUGGAGAGAAAUGAGUUACUAUGCACAGCAAUAUGAUAACAAUUAUAAUUACGAUCAAAGAAUGAAUCAAUAUACUGCCCAAAAUGGACAGGAGCCUAAAAAUGAAGAUCAAAGACUUGUCAAUUCACCUGGUCAAUGUAGUAUCCCAGAAACUAACUAUGGAUCUCCACAAAGUACGUCAAGCCAUUUGAAACCAGCAACACCAGAAACAGAGGAUUCUCCUAAUCUACGAGCACUUUUAACAAAACCACAAAUGAAAAAGCCUAUGCCUUAUUUUGUUAAGUCUGAUAAGCCCUAUGCGCAAGAAAUGCAACAGAUGAUGUUUCACGCAGACGAGAUUACUGAUUGGGAAAAAAACAAUGAGAUAUCAGCAGGGAAAGAAUGUAAUUUGUCGCAAUUUCAUGGUGGAUACGAGAGUAGCGAGGGUCAGACGUCAGUCAAGAGUAAAGGUGCCGUGGGUGGGGCGUCGGUUGCAAAAGAAGACGCACAGUCAUCGCAGGAGCCGCCGGCGGAGCCCUGUCAGGACGUGACGAGGGUCGCACCAGGCGGGGACAAUGUGAAUUACGCAGAAAACAAAAUGGCCGUUGCACCCGAAGCGCAAGGAUACUAUCCCUGGAUGAAAGGUGUUGGUAGUGAAGAUAAAAAAGAAGGAUCAAAAAGGACAAGACAAACUUAUACGCGCUUCCAAACAUUAGAGUUGGAAAAAGAGUUUCAUUUCAACAAAUAUUUAUCAAGACGGCGUAGAAUAGAAGUAUCACAUGCGUUAGGUUUAACGGAGAGGCAAAUAAAAAUAUGGUUUCAAAACAGACGAAUGAAAGCAAAGAAAGAUGGUAAACUAACAACAUCACCGGAUCCGUAUGCAGCUGAAGAUCAAGGUGUGACCAAAAUGCCAAAUUUAUCGGAGUACAUUGACUUGCCAGUUCUUUCUGAAUAUCCUAAUUAUCCUAUGGGUUCUGUACCUCCACACCAUUUAAGCCAAAUGACAAAUAAUAUGACAGAGAAUUGCAUGAUUCCUUACAGAGGUAUGGUUCCUAAAAUGUGACCGCAGUAUUUAACUUUAUUUAAAUAAUUAAGAAAAUUAUUAACGUCUUAUAUCUAUUACCGAUUUUGUUCCAGUUGUAAACUGGCAUCUGAUGUUGAUGUUACCAAUUUUUCAUGUGUAUAUAUAGUUAUAUGUAAAGAUAUAUAAUCAUCCUUUCUUGUAACUAGAUAAUUUUAUAAUAUCAUAGGGUAAAUUUAACUAUCACAAUGUUAAUUACUGGUUGUAGUCCACAUGAGUUUAAAAUAGCUUUACUA